This is a messenger RNA of Candida albicans SC5314, 1404 nucleotides long. RefSeq lists its product as uncharacterized. The record is from RefSeq and is a predicted model, not a curated record. Gene Ontology annotation, cellular component: membrane. The transcript has a single exon. The coding region runs from base 1 to 1404 and encodes 467 amino acids. Gene Ontology annotation, biological process: transmembrane transport; nitrite transport. Gene Ontology annotation, molecular function: high-affinity secondary active nitrite transmembrane transporter activity. Lineage: Eukaryota; Fungi; Ascomycota; Pichiomycetes; Serinales; Debaryomycetaceae.
AUGGAUGACAACCUAUACUUAACUACUUAUGAAGCAGCAUUGGCGGUUGUAGCCACAGCCAUGAAAAAGGCUCGUUUACGAAUAGACGUGCUAGUCAUCAACUCAUUUAUGGGAGGAAUGCUAUUUACAACGGGAGGAAUGCUCUAUGAUUUGAUACGGGCAGGUUUUUCUGGAAUAAAUGAAACCAAUCCAGGUGUCAUAAGUUUGCUUCAGGGGAUAUGCUACCCUAUUGGGUUAUUCUACGUCGUUAUUCUAGGGGUGGAUUUGUUCAAUUCAAAUAUUCUAUUUUUCAGCACUGCCUUAUGCCGAGGGGCAGUUUCCUUUCUAGACUUAUUUAUUAGUUGGUUUGUUAGUUGGUGGUUUAAUCUUGUUGGAAAUAUCUUUGUCUGCUAUAUAUUUUGCUACUAUUCGGAUGUUGUACGAACUCAGCUAAUGGUAGUCGGAUCUGUUGAGGUCGCAGUUCAGAAAGCUGAAUCUACUUUUGUCGAGACACUCUUAAAGGCUACAGCAGGAAAUUUCUAUGUGUGCUUGGCAAUAUUUCUUCAGUUAAUGGCAAAGCCUUUACAUGUUAAGUUUUUAAUGAUGUUGUUACCCGUUUUCACAUUCGUAGCCAUGGGAUUUACUCACCUGGUGGCCGACAUGUUUUUAGUGACAAUGGGAUUGAUAAAUGGUGCACCAAUAUCAGUAGGAAAAGCCGCGUGGAAAGUUUUCUUGCCCGGAGCGAUAGGGAACAUUAUUGGAGGGUCAUUUUUUGGAGUUGUUAUAACUUGGUAUUUGCAUAUUUAUGUCGUGGAAAGAGACAGAGCUGCUUUGAACUUGCCACAAUAUGAGUUAAGAGACGAGCAACCCGAAUUGAAUCAAGAUUCAAGAGUUGUACGGAAAAAGAGCCCCAGAAUGGAGGAUGAAGUGGUUCACACCAACAAAUUUGACGAUAGCGAAGAGUCAGAGGAAAUUCAAGCACCCGAAGAUUUUUACCCCACUCCAGUUUAUGACGAAACGAGUAUUCAACUGUAUAGAUUGACACACAGAAAGACCAGAGACAGUAUUUCGUCUUUGCGAUCAACACGGAGAUCUCCUAAAAAUGUGUUUCCAGUGUAUGGUAUGGGGGCACCUUUAAAGCGAGAAAGAACAAUAGCAGGAGAGGUAUCAACUCCAGCUGAACCCAUGGACGAAAAAUUAGAAGAAGAGGCUGAAUAUAUCGGAACAAGGUUAAGGAAAGCAAUCUCCAACAGAUCGAAAGUGCUGGAUUUGGAAGCAAACAAAUCACCUUCAAACCAUGGAUCCCGUCAGCCAACACCGAGAUCUUCGUUUAGCCGCAGAUCAAGUAAUGUAGGCAUCAUCAAAUCAAGCGAGGGACCGGAUCCCACAGAUUCAAAUAUUGAUCUAGCAGAUAUAAGAGAGUAA